AUGACUAUUCAUCUAUUGUAUUUUCAUGAAAUACAGGAAAACAUAUUUAUGGAAAGAAAGUGGUUCAAUUCAAUGCUGUUUAAUAGGGAUUUAGAAUAUAGGUGUGGUUUAAGUAAAUCAAUAGAUAGUUUUGAUCCUAUUGAAGAUAGUUUUGAUCCUAUUGAAAAUAACGGUGUAAAUGAAGACCCAUCUAUUUUAACUGAUGACCCAUCUAUUUUAACUGAUGACCCAUCUAUUUUAACUGAUAUGGAUAAUGACAUUCAUAGUUGGAUUGAGAGUUAUCUUCGUUAUAAAAUCUAUAUUUCUAGUUACAUUUUAGAUGAUAGUGACAACUACAAUGCCAAUAUCAGUGACUUGAAUAGUUACAUUUUAGAUGAUAGUGACAACUACAAUGCCAAUAUCAGUGACUUGAAUAGUUACAUUUUAGAUGAUACAAAUGAUAGUGAUUUGUAUGAAAUAGAAAAUUCUAAUGAUACAAAUGAUAGUGAUUUUACUCCAAUAGAAUAUUCUAAUGAUACAAAUAAUAGUAAAUUUACUCCAAUACAAUAUCCUGAUGAUCCAAAAGAUACUUCUUAUACUGAAAAAUUUAAGCAUUUAUGGGUUGAAUGUGAAAGUUGCUUUGGAUUAAAUUAUAAGAAAUUUUUUAAAUCCAAAAUGAAUAUUUGCGAACACUGUGGAGAUCAUUUGAAAAUGAGCAGUUCAGAUAGAAUCGAACUUUCGAUUGAUCCAGGUACUUGGAAUCCUAUGGAUGAAGACAUGUUUUCUCUGGAUCCCAUUGAAUGGGACAAACCUUAUACGAAAGACGAACCUUCUACGGAAGACGAAUACGACUCUUCUACGGAAGACGAAUACGAAUCUUCUACGGAAGACAAACCUUCUAACGAACCUUCUACGGAAGACAAACCUUCUAACGAACCUUCUACGAAAGAUAAACCUUCUAACGAACCUUCGACGGAAGACAAACCUUAUACGGAAGACGAAUCUUCUCCGGAAGACGAAUAUUCUCCGGAUGACGAAUCUUCUCCGGAAGACGAACCUUCUCCGGAAGACGAACCUUCUACGGAAGACGAAUAUGACUCUUCUACGGAAGACGAACCUUAUAUAGAUCGUCUUGAUUUUUAUCAAGAAAGUACAAGACUACUGGAGGCGGUUCAAACAGGCACAGGUCAACUAAAUGGUAUUCCUGUAGCAAUAGGUAUUAUGGAUUUUCAGUUUCUAGGGGGUAGUAUGGGAUCCGUAGUGGGUGAGAAAAUAACUCGGUUGAUCGAAUAUGCUACCAAUCAACUUUUACUUCUUAUUAUAGUAUGUGCGUCCGGAGGAGCGCGUAUGCAAGAAGGAAGUUUACAUAAAAAGGCGAAAUGGAAGUUUGGGCCCUCGAGGGAUUCAGUGUUGCUCAUAUUUUACAAGAGAUGCUUACUUAUAAAUCUGAUCAUAUUAAAGCUCGUCAAGAAGUACUUGGAACUACAUUCGGGCAAUAGGUCUAAAAGGAAAUAG
Molecule: messenger RNA, 1494 nt
Organism: Vicia faba (fava bean)
Lineage: Eukaryota; Viridiplantae; Streptophyta; Magnoliopsida; Fabales; Fabaceae
Source: the annotation of a GenBank genome assembly